AGAAAAUUAAAGAAGACAAAGCAAAAUGAAAAAAGUAACAAUCAUUUUUGCCGUUAUUCUCCUAAUUUCUUCAUAUAUGAUAGUGAAGAGUGCAGGUCAAUUUCGAUGUAACAAGGAUGAGGAUUGCGAUCCGCGAGGCUGCAGAGAAUAUUCACAUGUCAUAUGUAAAAAUCACAAGUGUACAUGUGGUUCUGGUGCUCCUAUUGGCGCUCCAUGUUAUAAAGUCACUGAUUGUAAUCCUUUUGGGUGUUCACCAGAAUGUCGUGUUAUCUGUGACUUUCAUGUUUGUGCUUGUUUCUCGGGUCAAUCAAUAUCCAUUGGAAACCCUACUCCAUAUUAA
Eutrema salsugineum is the source of this 340-nucleotide messenger RNA. Its product is annotated as defensin-like protein 301. Gene Ontology annotation, molecular function: metal ion binding. The record is from RefSeq and is a predicted model, not a curated record. The coding region runs from base 26 to 340 and encodes 104 amino acids. The transcript has 2 exons. Lineage: Eukaryota; Viridiplantae; Streptophyta; Magnoliopsida; Brassicales; Brassicaceae.